UCUGAGUUCUCAGUAAUGACCCAAGCCCGCACUCCAUCUCUUGCUUCUUUCUUAAAGCCCUCUCUUCUUUCCACCCCAAUUCCCUCCUUCCUCUCCUUCUCCUCUCUCCCUCUCUUCCUUCCUUCCUUCACUCUAAGAUAUCCGAAUCCCACUUCGUAAGUCUCUUUGGCCAGUCUCUAUAGGAGAAAAGGGAAGAGCUUUGGAACCCGUAGAAAAGCUGCCGCCUUUUUCUCGCGCGCUUUCUUCUCUCUUCUGCUUAAUCAUUAUUCCCUUCUUGUUAAGUUGUGAAAGGAUGGGCGACCAUUUUGUGUUGUUGGUGGACCGCUUGCUCACCGAGUCUACGCUGGAAGCCGCCAUCAGAAGCAGAAACGAUGCCGCUGUUGGGUCUCCUGAUUCAGCUUCGAUGGUGGAGCUGGAGAUUGACCUUCUGCCAAAGAAGAAUGUCAGGGAUGGGACAUCGGCUGAGAAGUUGGUGCAGUGUCGAAUUUGCCAUGAUGAGGAUGAGGACUCCAACAUGGAGAUCCCCUGCUCCUGCUCUGGAAGCUUAAGGUAUGCUCACCGCAGAUGUGUUCAAAGGUGGUGCAACGAGAAGGGUGACACCAUGUGUGAGAUAUGCCUACAGCAAUUCAAGCCAGGUUACACUGCCCCUCCGAAGUUGUUUCUGUAUGGAAGUAUCCCAAUGAACUUCAGGGGAAAUUGGGAGGUUUCUCAGCGCGAUGUCCACAAUCAUCGAUAUAUAACAAUGACUCCGUCAGAUCGUGAUAUUGUAGGUCCUGACUACAGGGAUUAUUCAGCUUCAAACACAAGAAGCAUUAUGUACUGUCGCUUGAUCACCGUAAUUUUCAUGGUUCUUUUGAUUCUUCGCCAUACGCUUCCUAUUAUUAUGAAUGGAGCCGAGCAGUAUUCUUUACCAGUGCUCGCAGUAAGUCUCACGUUAUUGCUGUUGAGGACUGUUGGAAUUAUCCUACCUCUCUAUAUAAUGUUGAGAGCAGUUACCACAUUUCACUGCCGGCGCCAGCAGCAGGAGACAGAUGGAGCUUCCACUUUAGCAUCUGAAACAGAGAAUGGGCGACCGCAACCUAUGCAUCCUCAACCACACAUCAUUCGUGUCUACUAGGGAGAGCUGAAUGCAGAUGUGUUGGCUCCAUAAUAUGUGCAAUGAACAAAAUGGAAUUUGUGGGGCUAGCAUUUUGAGAAAACUUGAGCUUCAGAUGGAUUAUCAUGAGCUAGAAACUACAUAUAAAAUAGGCAUCAUAUUGAUUGUCUAUAUAUAAAUAUGUUGCAAUAGUUUUGACAUUCCAAAUGAUGCCCCCUCGCUUAAGAUACCUAAAGAUGAAGUGUAUAUACAUUUUCGAUUAAUUAAAGAAAGCACAAUUAUUCACGCCGAUU
Molecule: messenger RNA, 1389 nt
Organism: Phoenix dactylifera (date palm)
Lineage: Eukaryota; Viridiplantae; Streptophyta; Magnoliopsida; Arecales; Arecaceae
Biological process (GO): protein ubiquitination
Cellular component (GO): membrane
Molecular function (GO): ubiquitin-protein transferase activity; zinc ion binding
Source: RefSeq, a predicted model, not a curated record